Messenger RNA from Cottoperca gobio, 3411 nucleotides. It is a transcript of the gene fmnl2b, whose product is annotated as formin-like 2b. Gene Ontology annotation, cellular component: cytosol. Gene Ontology annotation, molecular function: small GTPase binding; actin filament binding. The record is from RefSeq and is a predicted model, not a curated record. Lineage: Eukaryota; Metazoa; Chordata; Actinopteri; Perciformes; Bovichtidae. Gene Ontology annotation, biological process: cortical actin cytoskeleton organization; regulation of cell shape; cell migration.
AUGGGGAACGCGGAGAGCAUGGAGAGCCAGCUCGCGGUGAUCCGCUCCAGAGCCGCUCCGGUCCGCCUGCCGAUGCCCGACCCGGCCGAGCUGGAGGAGAGGUUCUCCAUCGCGCUGAAUUCGAUGAAUUUGCCUCCAGAUAAAGUGCGUCUGCUGCGUUCCUACGACAACGACAAGAAGUGGGAGCUGAUCUGUGAUCAGGAGAGGUUUCAGGUGAAGAACCCUCCACACACUUACAUCCAGAAACUGAGAGGCUUCCUGGACCCGGCCGUCACACGCAAGAAGUUCAGAAGAAGAGUUCAGGAAUCGACUCAGAUGCUCAGAGAACUGGAGAUUUCUCUUCGUACGAAUCACAUCGGGUGGGUCAGAGAGUUUCUGAAUGAGGAGAACCGGGGUCUGGAUGUUCUGGUGGAAUAUUUGUCCUUCGCACAGUACGCCGUCACGUUCGAUGGCGAGCAGCCAGAGGUCGCAGGAGACGCCGCGUCCAUCGACUCGCCCUGGAGCCGCUCCAUCGAGGAUCUCCACGGAGACUGUAGCCUCCCCUCCCCCUCAUCCUCCGCCCCCCGAGCAGCACGCCACUCCAUCAGCUCUGCGAUGGUGACUCGCUCCAACACGCUGCCGAGUCGUCGAACUCUGAAGAAUUCUCGACUCGUCUGUAAGAAAGACGACGUUCACGUCUGUGUCAUGUGUCUGAGAGCCGUCAUGAACUACCAGUACGGAUUCAACAUGGUGAUGUCCCAUCCUCACGCUGUCAAUGAAAUCGCACUGAGCCUCAACAACAGGAACCCCAGGACGAAGGCUCUGGUGUUGGAGUUGUUGGCGGCAGUUUGUUUGGUCAGAGGAGGACACGAGAUCAUCCUGUCAGCCUUCGACAACUUCAAAACUGUGUGUUCCGAGUCAAUGCGUUUUGAGAAGUUGAUGGAACAUUUUAAGAACGAAGAUGACAACAUCGACUUUUUGGUGGCGUGCAUGCAGUUCAUCAACAUUGUGGUACACUCGGUGGAGGACAUGAACUUCAGGGUUCACCUGCAGUACGACUUCACCAAACUCAACCUCGACGAACACCUGGAGAGGCUGAAGCACACGGAGAGCGACAGGCUGCAGGUUCAGAUUCAGGCGUACCUCGACAAUGUGUUCGACGUCGGCACACUGCUGGAGGACGCCGAAACCAAAACCGCCGCGCUGGAGCGAGUCGAGGAGCUGGAAGAGAGCCUGAGCACGAUGUCGGAGCGUGUGCUGGACGUGGAGAACGAGGCAAUGCUGAAGAUCGUAGAACUGGAAAAGCAGCUGAUGCAGACGAACAAGGAGCUUGACCACGCCAGGGAGGUGCAUGCGAGCACAAACUCUCAGGUGCACACGCUGCGGCGGAUAGUUCGGGAGAAGGACCAGACGAUCCGACGGCAGAGUCGUCUGGAGCGCCAGGCGCAAGAGGCGCAGCAAGCCGGAGGACCUGGAGCUCCUCAACCCCCAAGAGGAGAGGGAGACGGGGGGGUGGGGGACUCCGCCUCCCCCUCACCUCCACCCUGUCCUAACCUGUCCCCCAGUCCUGAGACCUUAGCCUAUCACAGCAUGGGACCAGGGAUGAGCGGCGCUCCAGAGAUGCCUGCCCCACCUCCUCCCCCCCCUCCACCACCAAUGCCAGGCUCAUUGUCCAAUGGGUCAUACCCUGCUCCUCCUCCCCCUCCUCCCCCUCCUCCCCCCCCUCCUCCAUGUCGGACCAGCGAGCUCUCGUCCUCCGUCCCCAUGCCUCCCCCUCCCCCCCCCGUAGCCCCCCCUCUACCAGGGUCGGGGGGGUCACCCACAGUCAUCUUCAACUCCGGACUCGCAGAGGGUCCUCUCAAGUUAUUCUCGGUGAAGAUAAAGAAGCCGAUCCAGACGAAGUUCCGGAUGCCGGUGUUGAACUGGGUCGCUCUGAAGCCGAGUCAGAUCAACGGGACCGUGUUCAACGACAUUGACGACGAGGCCAUCCUGCAGAAUAUUAAUGUGGAGGAGUUUGAGGAGCUGUUUAAGACGAAGGCUCAGGGCCCGGCGGUGGACUUGACUCUAUCCAGACAAAAACUUCCUCAGAAAGCUCCGUCCAAAGUUUCUCUGCUGGACGCCAACAGAUCCAAAAACCUCGCCAUUACUCUGAGGAAGGCCGGCCAGGGGUCAGAGGUCACCUGUCGCGCCAUCCACACGUUCGACUUGCGGACGGUGCGGGUCGACUUUGUGGAGUGUCUGAUGCGUUUCCUGCCGACGGAGGCCGAGGUGAAACUUCUCAGGCAGUAUGAGAGGGACAGGAAACCUCUGGAGGCGCUGAGCGAUGAAGACCGCUUCAUGAUGCAGUUCAGCCGUAUCGAGCGUCUCAACCAGCGCAUGACCAUCAUGACCUUCAUGGGCAACUUCACCGACAACGUGCAGAUGUUAACUCCGCAACUCCACGCCAUCAUCGCUGCUUCAGUUUCUAUAAAGUCGUCUACGAAGCUUAAGAAGAUCCUGGAGAUCAUCUUGGCUCUGGGGAACUACAUGAACAGCAGUAAGAGAGGAGCUGUGUACGGAUUCAAACUGCAGAGUUUAGACCUGCUCCUGGAGACAAAGUCCACAGACAGGAAACAGACUUUGCUUCAUUACAUCGGCAACGUGGUGCGAGAUAAAUAUCCUGCCAAGAGUUUAUUUUACAACGAACUUCACUACGUGGACAAGGCUGCUGGAGUGAGUCUGGAGAACGUGCUGUCUGAUGUGAAGGAACUGCAGCGCGGCAUGGAGCUCACCUGGAGAGAGUUCAGUGUCCAACACAACGCCAUCCUGAAAGACUUCAUCAGCCGGCACGAGUCCCGGCUCAGCAAACUGCAGGAGGACGCACGCAUCGCUCAGGAUGCGUUUGAAGACUCUGUGAAAUUCUUCGGAGAAAGUUCGAAGACUAUGCCACCGUCCGUCUUCUUCCCGAUAUUCGUACGUUUCAUUAAAGCGUACAGGCUGGCAGAGGAGGAGAACGAGCAGAGGAGACGUCAGGAACAAAUGUUACUGGAGAAACUAGAGCAGGAGGAGCAGCAGGAGGAGGAAGAGGCAACCAAGUCUCCCUCCCACAGGGGGAAGCGGCAGCAGCAAGAACUUCUCACAGAGAUCCGACGACGACAAGGGAAAGACAGCCGCCAUGUUUAUGAGGGGAAAGAUGGAGCCAUCGAGGACAUUAUUACAGCUCUAAAGACCGUCCCCUUCACGGCGCGGUCAGCCAAACGCAGCUCCCGCUUCUUCUGUGAGCCCCCCCACCCUGAGGAGCACUACUGACGGAGUGGGGGAGACGUGGAGAAAGAGAGAGAGAGAGAGAGAGAGAGAGAGAGAGAGAGAGAGAGAGAGGACGUGGAGACAGAGAGACAGAGAGAGAGAGACGGGGAGACAGAGAGAUGGGGAGACAUACGUGGAGAAAGAGAG